Messenger RNA from Sinocyclocheilus grahami, 1561 nucleotides. Its product is annotated as protrudin-like. Bases 212 to 1525 code for a protein of 437 amino acids. Gene Ontology annotation, cellular component: endoplasmic reticulum tubular network; growth cone membrane. Lineage: Eukaryota; Metazoa; Chordata; Actinopteri; Cypriniformes; Cyprinidae. The record is from RefSeq and is a predicted model, not a curated record. The transcript has 15 exons. Gene Ontology annotation, molecular function: metal ion binding. Gene Ontology annotation, biological process: vesicle-mediated transport; positive regulation of axon extension; protein localization to plasma membrane.
UGCUCUGCCUGGCACUCGCUCAUCAUCGCGCUCUGACAUCCACACAUCCGCCUGUGGAUCGCGGAAGCAGAAGGCGCUGGACAUAAGCGAUAAUACAGCGUUUUAAUAUAGUUUUAAGUGGAUUAGUCUCAGAUUUAUUCAUCUUAAUGCGCAUUAAAGACUUCUGAAUGACUCUAUAGCGGCAGAAGACGCUGUUUUUAGGAUUAAAAGCAUGCAGUGCGCAGCCUCCUCUCCUCAGGACCCCACACAGGCGAGCGGUGACCGGGCCGAACUGACCAAGCUGCCCGCUAAAGACGCGUCCUCCAUAGACAGCAGCCCCAGAGCGCUGACCUUUGACCUGCUGAACAUGGGGAUCUGCUUCAAGCGGAUGGCCAUCUUCCUGGAGCCGGUCACAGACUCGCUGGAGGUGCUGCGGUCCCUGCUCGGGUGGAGGAUGCCGCUGUGCUCCCUGCUGAGCUGCGUUCUGCUCAACAUCCUCUUCCUCACUCUGAGUGAAGGCGCGUGGCUCUCUCUGCUGCUGCUGGCCAUCUCUGCUCCGGCUGUGCUGGGGUACCUCGGCAACCGUUGCCAGGGCACGAGCUGCGAGGUGGCGGUUCAGAAGAAGAAGCACUAUGCGGUGCAGCGGCGAGACCUGCAGAUGGUCCACAUGAGCAAACAGGAGGCCAUGCUGGAGGUCAAGGGCAUGCUGAAACGAGCAGAUGAGCUGCUGACCCAGGCGUGUGUGUGUGCAGAGUCUGUGUAUAAAGUGUUGUACUGGGAGAGCCACGCCGUCUCCUCCAUGUUUUACGGUUCUCUCCUGACGGUGGUUUGUCUGCUGUAUAUGACUCCGGUGGGUUUGAGUCUGUCUGUGCUCAACAGCGCCCUCUUUCUGUGGAACAGAAACUUCUGCAGAGCUCUUUUGGAGCUGAAGGAGUUCGUUACCCCAAGUCGAGUCCAGCCUGCGGAGGAAACUGAACCAUGUGACCCAGAUCAGUCAAACCUGCUGGAACGCACACCCACUCCAACCAGUGUGGAGGAUCUGUCACCCGGCAACAUUGAAGAGGCAGAGGAGGCAGAGCCUGACGAUGAGUUUAAAGAUGCCAUAGAGGAAUCUCAGCUUGUUCCGUCGGAAACUCCUCUGGCGUUAGUGGUGUGGCCUGUAGCCUAUUUUCGACCAAAGAUUGCGAGGAGAUGGAGAGCCCUUAAGGAUGACGAGGACGUGUCGUCUGGUGUUCCUGAGUUUGACACGGUGUCUGAUAACGGGCUGCUGAGCAGAAACGAGCCCAUCCGCAGUAAAGUGUCCAAACUCACUGAAAAACUUCGCAAGCGUGUCCCUUCCAACACCAUCGGGAACUGUUCCCAGUGCAAUUCAGCGUUUUCUGUUUUAAAGAAAAGGAGAAACUGCAGUAACUGUGGUGUCAGUUUUUGUUCCCGCUGUUGCUCAUAUAAAGUGUUCAAAUCCAUCAUGGGAGCCACAGCUCCUGAAGCCCAAAGAGAGACUGUAUUUGUUUGUUCUGUGUGUAAUACUUUCCUCACCACCAAGUAGGAUUGACGAAAUAAUCUUUCACCAUUGCAAUGCUUU